Messenger RNA from Ascochyta rabiei, 1390 nucleotides. Its product is annotated as Vacuolar membrane antiporter with Ca2+/H+ and K+/H+ exchange activity, variant 2. Lineage: Eukaryota; Fungi; Ascomycota; Dothideomycetes; Pleosporales; Didymellaceae. Gene Ontology annotation, molecular function: calcium:proton antiporter activity. The transcript has 3 exons. Gene Ontology annotation, cellular component: fungal-type vacuole membrane. Gene Ontology annotation, biological process: calcium ion transmembrane transport; intracellular calcium ion homeostasis. The coding region runs from base 1 to 1347 and encodes 448 amino acids. The record is from RefSeq and is a predicted model, not a curated record.
AUGAAAAACAUAAAGCGAGACUUCCACCGCGUCGGUCGCCACGGCAGCACUCGCUCCUUCAGCGAAUCGAACAUGCCGCAACAACUGAAUGGCUCGACUGAGCACACCCCGCUGAUAGCCUCCACCCGCGCCGACGAGCCCGCCUACACCCGGCUGCCCAAGCACGUCGUCCACCUCGUCUACCAGACCCUCGUCAGCAACUAUGUCAACGUCUUCCUCGUCUUCGUCCCCAUCGGCAUCGUCGCCGGCGCCAUGGGCUGGAACCCCACCGCCGUCUUCAACCUCAACUUCAUCGCCAUCAUCCCCCUCGCCGCCCUGCUCUCCUUUGCCACUGAGGAGCUCUCCGCCAAGCUCGGCCAGACGCUGGGUGGCCUCAUGAACGCCACCUUUGGCAACGCCGUCGAGCUGAUUGUCAGCAUCGUUGCCCUCAAGCAGGGCGAGAUCCGCAUCGUCCAGGCCAGCAUGCUGGGCAGCAUCCUCUCCAACAUCCUGCUCGUCCUCGGCUGCUGCUUCCUCGCCGGCGGCAUCCGCGAGCAGGAGCGCAGCUUCAACGAGACCGUCGCCUCCACCAUGUCCUCGCUCAUGGCCGUCGCCUCUGCCUCGCUCAUCAUCCCCGCCACCCUCUACGCCACCAUCUCCGGCGACAAGCAGAACGGCGGCACCCACGAGGCGGAGAAGAACGUCCUGCUCCUGUCCCACGGCACCUCGAUCAUCCUCCUCAUCCUCUACAUCCUGUACCUGUACUUCCAGCUCUACUCCCACCACGCCCUGUUCGCCGACGUCGAGAACCAGGAGGGCGGCGACGACGAGAAUGAGGACGGCCAGAUCCUCUCCCCCGUCGCUGCCGGUGUUGCCCUGGUCCUCGUCACCGUUCUUGUCGCCGUCUGCGCCGAGUACCUGGUCAAUAGCAUCGAUUCCAUCGUCGAGUCCGCCCACAUCAGCAAGACGUUUGUCGGCCUGAUUUUGAUCCCCAUCGUUGGCAACGCUGCCGAGCACGUCACAGCCGUCAUCGUCGCCUACAAGGGCAAGAUGGACUUGGCCAUCAACGUCGCAAUCGGCAGCUCCAUGCAGAUCGCCCUCUUCGUCACACCCUUCUUGGUCAUCCUCGGCUGGAUCAUGGGCCAGCCCAUGACUCUGCACUUCCAGGGCUUCGAGACCAUCAUCUUCUUCAUCUCCGUCCUGAUCGUCAACUACUUGAUCCAGGACGGAAAGAGCAACUACCUCGAGGGCGCCAUGUGCCUGGGAACCUACGCCAUCAUUGCGCUCGCCUUCUACAUCUACCCUGACAACGUCCAGGGCGACCCCACUGGUAAUGGCCUCAUCCAGAGGUUCUUUGCCACCAACUAAACGCUGGCCAGUCAACCCUCCUCCCCCCUAUCUAGUCUCCUGA